CUUUCCUUUCUCUCUCCGACAACGGAAUUCUAGAGAGAGAAAAAUUGCAAAAAAAAAAAAAGGAAAAGAAAAACAAUUCAGGUUCAAUUCACCUGUACCAGACCUUGAAGUCAGUCUCUCUCUCUCUCUCUAUCUAUCUAAAGAUGGCGGUUUUACUCUUUUUUUAACCUCUAAAGAAAAGAAGAAAAAAAUUUCUCCAUGGAAAUGCCCGGUCGAAGAUCCAACUACACCCUCCUUAGCCAGCAGGCAGAAGAGCAACAGCAAGCAGCGGCAGCAUACUACGAGUCGUCUCUCUCAGGUGACUCGAAAAACAACAAACUAACAAUAAAGCAAGAGAGAAGCUUCGUGGAUUGGGAGUCGGAUCAUAGAGCAAUAGCAAAUCAACAGCAAGGAAACAGUAAUCGAAUUGGUCUGUAUCCAUCCUCUGCAGCGAUCGGGUUACAAAGGCAAUCGAGCGGGAGUAGUUUCGGAGAGAGUUCGCUAUCGGGAGAGUAUUACCCGCCGACGACACUGUCAACGGGCGGAGGAAAUGAGAUUGAUCAGGCGUAUGGGUACGAGGAUGGGAAUUUUGUGAGGCCGGCGGCCAGACCUCCCGUGGAUGUAUCUGCUAAUAAUGGAUCGUCAGGGAAGAGUUGGGCGCAGCAAACUGAGGAAAGUUAUCAGUUACAGCUGGCUCUGGCUUUGAGAUUGUCGUCCGAGGCCACCUGUGCUGACGAUCCCCAUUUUUUGGAUCCAGUUCCGGAUGAAUCAGCCUUGCGCUCCUCUACCUCUAACUCGCCAGAGGCCUUGUCUCAUCGAUUUUGGGUGAAUGGUUGCUUAUCAUACUUCAACAAAAUUCCCGAUGGAUUUUACCUAAUUCACGGAAUGGAUCCAUAUGUGUGGACUGUGUGCACUGAUUUGCAAGAUAAUGGUCGUAUUCCAUCAAUUGAAUCACUGAAGUCUGUGGAUCCCAAUGCUGAUUCUUCAAUGGAAGUGGUUUUGAUUGAUCGACGUAGCGAUCCGAACUUAAAGGAACUCCAAAAUAGGGUCCAUGGCAUCUCUUGUAGCUCUAUAACAACAAAAGAGGUAGUUGAUCAGCUGGCAAGACUUGUUUGCAACCGGAUGGGGGGGCCAGCCUGCAGAGGAGAAGAUGAGUUCAUUUCCAUCUGGAAGGAAUGCAGUGAUAAUCUAAAAGAUUGCUUAGAAUCUAUUGUGGUUCCAAUAGGCAGCCUAUCCAUUGGUCUUUGUAGACAUAGAUCUUUACUAUUCAAGGUGUUAGCUGACACCAUUGAUUUACCAUGUCGAAUUGCAAAGGGCUGCAAAUAUUGUAAAAGGGAUGAUGGUUCCUCCUGUCUUGUUCAGUUCGGGUUUGACAGGGAGUAUCUAGUUGACUUAAUUGGGAGGCCUGGUUUUUUAUGCGAGCCUGAUUCCUUUCUUAAUGGUCCUUCUUCCAUCUCAAUUUCUUCACCAUUGCGCUUUCCUCGAAUCAAAUCAACUGAAAGUACUGUUGAUUUCAGGCAAUUGGCCAAACAAUAUUUCAUGGACUGCCAAUCACUUAAUCUUGUAUUUGAUGAUGCGUCAACAGGUACUGUUCAUGAUGGUGAAGCUCCUGGAUUUUCCAUGUAUCCUAAAAAAACUGACAGGACAGACUCGGAAAUAAGUAACCAUGUGCAACUCCCAAGCAACAGCAAUGAAAUUUCUCAGUUACCUCUGCCACUGAAAGUUAGUCGGAUAAGUGGCCAAGAUAGAAACAGUCAACUUUUUAAAUCGUACAAUCCUUCCCAGAAUGAUAAACAAUCAAUGAAUGUGGUCAGAGAUCCAAUCCCAUUAAAGAAAAUCCCACCAGUUAUGCAUAGAGAUGCACAGCCACUUAUAUCAUUUUCUGAUCAAAGAGUUGAUGCCAGUAAAGAUUCCAUGUUUUCUGAAGGUAGUCAACUGCUUUCUGGUAAAAGAAGUAAAGAACUUCCACUUGAUGCGGAGGAUUCGGAUAUUCCAUGGAAUGAUCUUGUUUUAAAAGAGAGAAUUGGAGCAGGUUCUUUUGGAACUGUCCAUCGUGCUGACUGGCAUGGCUCGGAUGUUGCUGUGAAAAUUCUCAUGGAGCAAGACUUUCAUGCUGAACGCUUCAAGGAAUUUCUGAGGGAGGUUGCAAUAAUGAAACGCUUGCGGCAUCCAAAUAUUGUUCUUUUUAUGGGUGCAGUUACUCAACCGCCAAACUUAUCCAUAGUGACCGAAUAUUUAUCAAGGGGUAGCUUGUAUAGGCUUUUGCACAAGUCAGGUGCAAGAGAGGUGCUGGAUGAAAGGCGUCGGUUGAAUAUGGCUUAUGAUGUGGCAAAGGGUAUGAAUUAUCUUCACAAGCGUAAUCCCCCCAUUGUCCAUAGAGAUCUAAAAUCUCCUAAUCUUUUGGUUGACAAAAAAUAUACAGUGAAGGUUUGUGAUUUUGGGCUUUCUCGUUUCAAAGCAAACACAUUUCUUUCAUCAAAGUCAGCAGCAGGGACUCCUGAGUGGAUGGCACCUGAAGUUCUCCGUGAUGAACUUUCAAAUGAGAAGUCUGACGUAUACAGCUUUGGUGUAAUCUUGUGGGAGCUAGCAACAUUGCAGCAACCUUGGAGCAAUUUAAAUGCAGCACAGGUUGUGGCAGCUGUUGGUUUCAAGGGCAAAAGGCUUGAGAUUCCACGGGAUUUGAAUCCUCAUGUGGCUGCUUUAAUAGAAGCGUGCUGGGCGAAUGAACCAUGGAAACGACCUUCCUUCGCCAGCAUCAUGGAUUCAUUGAGGUCAUUGAUUAAACCUCCGACACCUCAGCCUGGUCUUGCGAGCAUGAGUUUGCUUGCCUGAAGGAUUGGAACACCUGCAGUCUUAUUUGUGCACAUAAUACAGCAUUCUUUUGAGAUUGGUGUCUGUCAGGAAGAGCCACUGUCUAAUCGUCUCAGGUGCAAUCCAGCUUGAUAUGCUAACGUUGAAUGAUGCCUGAAUCUAGAGUCAGCAUAACCUUUUCUGCUGCGACAAAUAUUGUUUGCCUAGGUGGGUAAAUUGUGUAAAGUCUUGUAAUUUUGCAUGUAAAGUCUGUAACUUAAAUUAGCUUUAAUGAGAAGUAGCUUCCUCGGCAUUCAACAUUUGAGCACGAAAA
Populus euphratica (Euphrates poplar) is the source of this 3103-nucleotide messenger RNA. It is a transcript of the gene CTR1, whose product is annotated as Protein kinase superfamily protein. Bases 199 to 2811 code for a protein of 870 amino acids. Lineage: Eukaryota; Viridiplantae; Streptophyta; Magnoliopsida; Malpighiales; Salicaceae. Gene Ontology annotation, biological process: protein phosphorylation. Gene Ontology annotation, molecular function: protein serine/threonine kinase activity; ATP binding. The transcript has 15 exons. The record is from RefSeq and is a predicted model, not a curated record.